Molecule: messenger RNA, 1261 nt
Organism: Bemisia tabaci
Lineage: Eukaryota; Metazoa; Arthropoda; Insecta; Hemiptera; Aleyrodidae
Gene: Sar1
Product: Secretion-associated Ras-related 1
Biological process (GO): intracellular protein transport
Molecular function (GO): GTP binding; GTPase activity
Source: RefSeq, a predicted model, not a curated record
UAUUUGCGGCAUGGAAAUCCCGGAAAUCACGACUGUCUCGCGGCGUGAGGAAUUUCAAUGACCUCUAAGUGCAUUCCACUUGAAAUGAAAGGCCUUGAUAAAGUUGACUUUGCAGAAAGUUCGUUCAAUUUCGGAAGGUGAAACACUGUUGUAGUGGUAUAGGAAGUAUAGGAGAUUUGAAGGAGGUGAGAAAGUACAUAGUUGAUAGAGUGGAUUGCGCACCGGAAAGUUGUCUGAAACGCGAAAAGUCUGGUGAAUAAUGUUUCUGUGGGAUUGGUUCACUGGUGUCCUCGGAUACUUAGGUCUUUAUAAAAAAUCUGGGAAACUCUUGUUCCUUGGCUUAGACAAUGCUGGGAAAACAACAUUACUACACAUGUUGAAAGAUGAUCGGUUAGCUCAGCAUGUGCCAACUCUACAUCCAACUUCUGAAGAAUUGUCGAUUGGUAACAUGAGGUUCACCACUUUCGACCUUGGAGGUCACACUCAAGCCAGGAGAGUGUGGAAAGACUACUUCCCAGCUGUGGACGCGAUAGUGUUUUUAAUUGAUGCCUGUGACAGAGUUCGCUUCAUCGAGAGCAAAGCUGAGCUCGAUUCUUUAUUGACCGACGAAUCUCUGUCAAACUGUCCUGUCCUCAUUCUUGGCAACAAAAUUGACCACCCAAGCGCUGCCUCAGAAGAUGAACUCAGAAAUGUGUUUGGUCUCUAUAGCUUAACAACGGGCAAAACGAAAACUCCACGAUCAGACUUGCCCGGCAGACCGCUAGAAUUAUUCAUGUGCUCCGUUCUCAAGCGACAAGGUUAUGGUGAAGGUUUCAGGUGGCUCGCUCAGUACAUAGACUAAUUAGAUAUAAAUAUCUCUUUCAUUAUUUCCUCCUCUCCUCGAUGAAUCAAACAGACUUUAAGAUUUCCCAAUGGUGGCCAACUUCAAGCGAGCCAGCCCGAGUUUACUUGAUUCUGGAAAGUUUUAUUUUUUCCCUCGUGAUGAAUUUUAAGAAAAAAUUGUGAGCUACUGUCUUUUUUCUUUUUUUUAAGAUCUCAUCGUCGGAAUGUUUAUAUGUGCUUUUAUGGGCAACUAAUGUAAGGAAUGAAAACGUGACAUGUUUUAAAAAACACUCUUUCUUCUAUUGAUUAAUGAUUCUAAUAGUUAAUAUUCUUCUAGUGGUAAAAUGCCUCCGAACUCCAAUUUCUGUAUUUUCUGUGGUUUUGUACAGUUCAAUGUAAUUUUUACUGUGAGUCAAAAUACAUUUUUUUUUAUUUACAA